GACAUAGAAAAACAUUAAAAUAAGACUCAAUUUUUUUGAAUUCUUAAUAGUUAACCUGUGAAAAAGCAAUAGCAAUGUCCUAAGAAUUGCAAUAGCUGUCAACGUCAGACACAGUUGUGCUAACGUUUAACAUAUUCUGAUUACCGAAGUACACUCUGACCACCUCUCCCCCCCAAACUCCGCCACGGUCUUGAUCAAAGAGCAGUAUAAAUAAUUUUAUAUUUAUUACGAAACUUUGGGGGAAUACGAAUGCAAAUGCAUUAACAAACGACGCCGACGGGAGCCAGGUGGAGUAGUUUGACUUGGGAUGGCCAUGCAUCCAUAUAUGCGAGCCAACCCGAACCCCAAUCAAAACCAAACAAACAGUGUCAGUGUCAAUCUGAGUCCGGAUGAAAUGCACAGCUUUCAAAAGGACAAACAGGCGUGGGAGCAUGCCAUAGUGCACUACCAGGGACCCGAUCCGCUCGAUCACUGGUACAAUUAUAUAUGCUGGUAUGAGAAUCACGCACACAGCGAUCCCGAGCGCAAAUUUCGGGAAACUCUCGAACGCUGCCUCACUGUUUACGAGCACAAUGAAUAUUAUCGUCAGGAUGUGCGUUUAGUUCGUCUCUGGCUGAAAUACAUUGCCAUGCAAACGGAUCAGCUGCGCUUCUAUCAGGUACUCUUCCAGCGUGGCACGGGGCGUCAGGUGGCCGCCUUCUAUAUUGGCUGGGCCAGCUACUAUGAGGCCCGGGAUCAGUUUAAGGAUGCCGAAGCAGUAUUCAAUCUCGCCUUCCAGGAAAAGGCGCACAGCAAUGCCGAGCUGCAGAAUGCCCAUGCCAAAUUUGCAUACGUUCGCUCCAUGUUUUAUCAGCAGCAGCAGCAGCAACAACUACAUCAGCACCAGCCUCAUCCACCUCAAGACGCACUGCAGCAUCUGACUACGUAUACCCAAGCGCAUCACCAACAACAACAGCAACAGCAAGCGUAUCAUCCUGCCCCAUCGACACCUUCGAGAUCGCAUCAUCAUCAGUCUCCAGAUAACUUUCAUCAAUAUCAGCAUCCGCAGCCGCAUCAGCAUCAUCCGCCGGAGCUACCAUAUCAUCCACAUGCCCAACAGACGCAUUAUCAGCAUCAGACACAGCCGCAUCCACCUCCGGCACCGGCGCCCUUUGAGCCACAGUUCCCGCCAUCGACAUCUGUAGCUGUGAACCAGAGCCAAACGCUGCCACACCCGCACUAUUCUCCCGUCUUCCUUCCAAAUCGGCCGGCCAUAAGUGACCACUAUGAGCCACAGAUGCAGGCACAAAUGCAACAGAUGCUGCCAGCUGAAGCUGAAAUAGUCAGCGAGACGCAAGCAGCACAUCAGCAGGAACAGGAGGAGGAAGAGGAGCAUGUUGCAGCUGUUGAAUCGUUGUCCUUGUCGCAAGUGGAAGGUGUGCGGUUGCCACGCAAUUUUCAUGCAUAUGGACGCAAUAAUCACGAGACCUGGAAGCCAGCACUGACACUCGAGGAGCCCGAUGAUCCCUCACGCGUCUGUCACUAUGCCAAGCAGCUGGUCUAUCCAGCCGGUGCCGGCAUCGAGUACAGUCCGGAAGAGCUGCUGGGUCGCAAAUAUGCCCAACUGCUGGAGCAGCGGAAACAACAACAGCAACAAAAGGCGCAGGCGCAAACGACGCAUCUCAAUGAGCAGAAGCAACACGUGGAACAGUUGAAAAAAGAACAUGCAACUUACGCAGCUGGACACCAACUGCAGCAGCAUCAGCUCCAGCAGCAGCAACAGUUGUCGGAUUCCUAUCAAUCAUCAUCAUUUUAUAUGACGGCCAUGGACGGUGAACUGUAUGCGACGACCAACGAUGACGAGGCGGAAGAAGGCCAAUCGGAAGUCGACGACGACGAUGAUGAUGAUGACGAAGUCGGUGACGGCGACGACGAUGACGACAACGCCGAUGAUAAUGGGGAGGAGGAAGCGGAAGACGAACUGCAUUCGGAUCAAUCCGAUGAAGAGUCAGACGGCGAAGGAUCCGAUCAAACGGAUCAGGCAACCAAACCAACCGUCUACACCAAUGGCGUGGAUAUGCACUUUCGGGCACAGACAACGACCAGUUUUGAGCAACAGAAUCGCUCCAUCAAGAUGAAGUUCAAGAAGGAGCGCACGCUUGAGAGCAGCACCUACAGUGCCUAUACCAUUGAGAGCAUUUACCAUCAGCAGCAAGAGUCGCCAGCGACGCCAGUCAAGCCGCCAGAAAACGUAAGAAGCAACGUACAGGACUGGAGUGGUGUGCAGCGUCAGCGCAAUGGCAAUCAUCAUUUCCAUCCGUAUCUGCUGGGUCAGACAUCGACGCCGAAGAGCACCGUGAACGAGAGCCGGCGAGCGCGUGCCAAAGCGAAACACGGCAAAUUCCAGCCAGAAUUGUUGGGCAGCAACAGCAACUCAUCGUGUUCGGUGGCAAAUGGUGUGGAGACCACAGCCGCAACGGAUGCAACAAUAAUCUCUGAUGCUGUUGCUUCUGCUGCAGCUGCUGCUGCUGCUGCUGCUGCUUCUUCUGCUGGACCCAUACACAAUGCUACCUUUAAUGACAACGCCAACUUCUCGUUCUCUAGUGCCGGCGGCCUGGAUAAUUCCAAUAGUUCACUGGCGCUGGCUGUCGAUCGACUUCAUGUCAACAACAAUCGAACGCACAACAACAACAACAAUAAUAACAAUAUUAACAAUAAUAAUAACAACAUGUCAACUGUAAGCGUACAAAGCACAACAUUGGCAGACUUUUCAACAUUUCAAGAGAACUCCUAUUUUGCAACGCAGCAUGAUGCGGAGGCGCAAGAGCGUCGCCUGUCGAAGGCACUGGAAACGAUUGCUCGCCAUCUGGACAGAGAGGCGAUCGAUCCGUUUAACAGUGAGCUGUGUCGUGCAUUUCUGGCCAAACUGAAUUUUCCCGGCGAUGAUGAUGCCCAUGCCAGCUAUAAGGUUGUUCAAACGCCACUGCCAAAAAUAUCGAAUACCCGCACGCUGAACGUGCUCGAGGGCGUUCAGUUCAACAUUGACAAGGAGGUGGGACGUGGAUCCUAUGGGUCUGUGUAUAAGGCAACUGAUACACGCACCGGCAACGUUGUCGCACUUAAAUACCAGAAGCCACCAAAUUCCUGGGAGAUCUACAUAUGCGAUCAGGUAUUGAAACGGAUUCGAGAUCCGGAGGUGCUGCCGGGAUUGAUGGAUAUAUCGACGGCGAUAAUAGCGCCAAAUGCCAGUCUGAUUGCCACCGAAUUCUCACCAUUUGGCUCGCUGCUGGACAUCAAUAAUAAGAUACGGCAGGCGACAACAAAAGUGAUGCACGAGUCUCUAGUGAUGCAUUUCUCGGCACAGAUCUGCAACAUCGUGGAUCAUUUGCAUCGACAGCGCAUCAUUCAUGCGGACAUCAAGCCGGAUAACUUUCUGCUGAUGCGUGUGCCCAGCGUGGACAGUGAUGAGCCAUCGUUGCGUCUAAUUGAUUUUGGCUGCGCCAUCGAUAUGUCGCUCUUCCCCGAUGCGGAAUCGACCAAAUUUCGCAAGGUUGUGCAAACGGAUGGUUUCACCUGCAUCGAAAUGCAGGAGGGCCGACCGUGGUCAUAUGAAACGGAUCUCUUCUGCAUUGCCAGCACGGUGCAUGUGAUGCUCUUUGGCGAGUAUAUGCAGCCGCAGAAGCGACCCAACGGCUGGGAUAUACGCCAGAAGUUGCCGCGCUAUUUGAAGAAGCAUGUGUGGUCGAAGUUCUUCAGCGAUCUGCUCAACAUGCAGGCGGACAAGCUGCCCCAGCUGCAGCAGAUGCGCAAAGUGUUCGAUGAGGAAUGCUAUCGCAUGGACUCGGAACUGCAGAAACAAAUACGCACCUUAUCCAACAUUCUGCAUCGGCGAUAACCCAAAUGCGCCACUUUAACAUCAUUCACUCAUCACCAAUCAUCAAUCAUUCAAUCAUUGUACCCAAGCUUCUAUUAUUUGCAGUUGUAUUUAAAAAAAAAAAAAAAAAACUGUCCAUAUUCAAUUUGGUACAAAUGUACCAAAAACUUGAUGCAUUUUUUGUGUUUAUUUGAAAUGCUUUUGGUAUUCCAUUCAAUCGAAAAAGUAUCCAAGUAAUUUUUGAGGAAAAAAAGUAACAAAUUUGUUACCCAAAAUACCAAUAAUUC
This is a messenger RNA of Drosophila grimshawi, 4140 nucleotides long. RefSeq lists its product as uncharacterized. The transcript is spliced from 4 exons. The record is from RefSeq and is a predicted model, not a curated record. Lineage: Eukaryota; Metazoa; Arthropoda; Insecta; Diptera; Drosophilidae. Gene Ontology annotation, biological process: meiotic sister chromatid cohesion, centromeric; protein phosphorylation; mitotic spindle assembly checkpoint signaling. Gene Ontology annotation, molecular function: ATP binding; protein kinase activity. The coding region runs from base 308 to 3874 and encodes 1188 amino acids.